Camelus dromedarius (Arabian camel) is the source of this 1830-nucleotide messenger RNA. Its product is annotated as collagen, type I, alpha 1a-like. The record is from RefSeq and is a predicted model, not a curated record. NCBI's taxonomy places the organism in Eukaryota, Metazoa, Chordata, Mammalia, Artiodactyla, Camelidae. The transcript has 2 exons. Bases 1 to 1830 code for a protein of 609 amino acids.
AUGGGGCCAGAGAUGGAGGUGCGGGAGGUAAGAACCUGCUCCCAGCUCCAUCCAGAGAGAGCAAUCUCCCAGAGGGCAGAUACUUGGGGAAACCGCCCCAACUCCCCAACCUGCGCCUUGCGAACAACGUUAGGAGGUCAGAGAAGCGGGGCCCUGGACCUCGGAGCAGUGGGACAGCCGGGAGAAGAGGGAGACGUGGAGGGGAAGGGGCGACAAAAUAUGGAAACUUCUCAAGCCAGUCCUGCAACUUCUCCCGGCACAAGCGCACUUGAAGGUGAGGACGCGCAGCGGCCGGUAGGACUUGUGGCUGGUGUUCUCGGCCAUGCCCUUGCCCCAGAAGUCGUUGGAGAAGAUGCCCCAGUGCAGCGGGGCGCCGGGCCGCACGUCGGGGUUGUUCACGAUCGCCCACACGUCGUCGUGCACGAACUCGCCCCGCAGGGAGCGGCCGUAGCACAGGCAGCUCGCCCCGGCCAGCAGCGCCGCGGCCCCGGCCGGCGCGAGUCCGCAGCCCCGCCGCCGGGAGGGCGCGCGGUCCCCGCCGCCGCCUCGGGCGCAGCCUGUCACCACCAUCGUGCCGCCGCCGCCGCCGCCGCUGCCCUGGCCUCUCCCGGGCGUCUGGCAUCCUCCCCGGCCGGGGCCCCGGCGGCGCGCGGCGGCUGCCCGGAGGUGGGCUCGGGCAUGGUCGGCGGAGGCUGCGCCCGCCGCCGGCGCCCCGCGCUCCGCCGCCGCCUGCGCCGCGGAGUUGGCCCAGCUGCAGAUAAACAGCAGUCCCCCCACCUUCCCGGGCCAUCGCCACCUCCUCCGCCCCACUGCGCAUGCCCCGCUCGCGCUCGCCGCCACCCCCCGCCCCAACUCCCCGGACCCGCGCCGCCUUCUCCUCGCUCCCCGCACCCUCCGCCCGCGCCCCGGCUGCUCUGCGCUCAGCCCGCGGGCGCCGCGGCCCCGGGAGGCCACUAUCCGCGCGCAGGUGGCGCGGGGUCGCGGGGCGGGGCUGCGCGGAGCGGCGGGGAAGGGGCACCCGGGGUCCCGCCUGCUGUGCCCAAGAUGCUCUCAGACCCCCAGAUACCACCAGCGGGGCCGGGGGUGCUCCCUGGCGGGCACCUCCCGGCGCUGAGCCAGGACCGGCUAAGCAGGUGCGCAGCCCGAACCUCCGCCCGCCCUCCGGGAGCGAGACGUGGCUGCCGCUGCCGGGAAGUCCCCGGGCUUUCCAGCACCCCGGACGACGGCGGCGGCGGCGCCCGGGGCCACGCUCUCCCUUCGGGCUCCGCGCUCGCGUCGCGUUGCGUCGCCGUCGCCGCCUCCGCAGUCCCCUUCCCGAGCUUGUGUCCCCACCGCCCCGCGUCCCACGGUUGCGCCCUUGGGGGCAGGGGAUCGCGGAGAAGUGGAGCUGCCGAAGCACCUCUCCGAAAGCCGAGAGAGGGUCCCCCUACCUGGGGGCUUCCUGGCCGCCCCGCCCGCGGUUGGUUCAGAGGCGCCACCGGCUGUUUUCCUUUCCCGCCCAUUGCUCUGCGCGCCCUUAGAAGAAGUCACAGCAGUCGGGGCACUGGCGUCCCCGUCGGCGCAGCCCACAGUAGCACACGAGCCCCCAGCCCCUCCUGGCAGCCAGCGCACCGUCUCCAGAAAGCCAGAAGCAGCAGCGGUCCCCUCACAGAGGAGCUCGGGGUGGCCACCUCCCCGCUGCCUCCAGAAGCCCGGAGCAGUGGAUUCCCGGCGUCGCCGCAAGCGCCGUGGUCCUCGAUGCGGUCCUCGGCCGGGCUGCUCAUCCGCGUGAGUGGCACUGCGGAGCGGCGCUUAGCGCAGCACGGGAUGACCGGAGGGGUGGCGCACUGA